AUGGCAUGGGACCACCUUGACAUCGACAAGCCCCAUCUGGCUUACAUGAUUCUGGGCGGUUUCACAGGCCUGUUUAUGCUGUGCUCCCUGUUCGUCAAGGAGAAACUCUAUAUCGGCGAAGCCACUGUCGCUACCUUGUGUGGCAUUAUCUUCGGCCCGCAUGCUGCGAACCUCUUCAACCCUCACACAUGGGGAAAUGUCGACAAGAUUACGCUGGAAUGCUCGCGCAUUGUGCUGGUCGUGCAGUGUUUCGCCGUCGGCGUCGAAUUGCCCAAGGCCUACAUGGAAAGACACUGGAGGUCCGUCGUGUUUCUUUUGGUCCCCGUCAUGACCUGGGGCUGGCUGAUCACCAGUCUGUUUAUUUGGUGGAUGGUUCCUCCGUUGAAUUGGCUGGAGAGCCUGGUAUGUGCGGCCUGCGUCACGGCGACUGAUCCUGUGCUAGCGUCCUCGGUCGUCGGUAAGGGUAAGUUCGCCAAGCGAGUCCCGAAGCAUUUGCGUGACUUGCUCUCUGCCGAGUCUGGCUGUAACGACGGGAUGGCAUUCCCGUUUAUCUAUCUCUCAUUUUACAUCCUUCGCUACCGACCAGAUGCUGGAAAAGUUACUAUGAACUGGAUUUGUGUGACUAUUCUCUACGAAUGUAUCUUCGGUGCCAUCUACGGAUUCCUGAUCGGUUAUUUUGCGCGUCAUGCUAUCAAACUUGCUGAGCGCAAAGGCUUAAUCGAUCGUGAGAGUUUCUUGGUGUUCUAUUUUGUUCUCGCAGUCUUCUGUGCUGGCUCCGGCAGUCUUCUGGGCAUGGACGACUUGCUCAUUGGGUUCGCCUGUGGUGUUGGAUUCAGUAACGACGGCUGGUUCACAGAGAAAACCGAAGAAUCGCACGUGUCCAACGUUAUCGAUUUGCUGCUUAACUUGGCCUAUUUCGUCUACUUCGGAUCUAUCAUUCCGUGGGAGCAGUACAACUCGCCCGAAAUUGGCUUGGUGCCGUGGCGAUUAGUUGUCAUAGCACUGUUGGUCAUUUUCUUCCGCCGAAUUCCUAUCAUGUUGCUUCUGAAACCGCUAAUACCGGACGUCAAAACAUGGCGUGAGGCACUUUUCGCUGGUCACUUUGGCCCCAUUGGUGUAGGCGCUAUCUUCGCCGCAAUUCUCGCCCGAGCCGAGCUCGAGACGGAUAGUACACAGCCUUUAUCCGAGAAUGAAUUACCAACGGCCGGGACGAAAGACUACUAUAUUGUACAGCUAAUUUGGCCUGUAACCACGUUCAUGGUCAUCUCAUCUAUUCUGGUCCACGGGUCGUCCAUUGCUGUCUUCACACUUGGCAAGCGUAUCAACACCUUGACCGUUACGCUCUCCUAUACCCAAGCCAACGAAGAAGGGCCAUCUUGGAUGAACCGUCUGCCUCGAGUGCAGUCUGUUGCGAAGGGCUCUAUGUCAUUCCGCAAAUCUGAAGACAUGGAAGCAUCCUCUGAGGAGAGGCUGCCGGACUACCCACCUGGUACUUUGCCUCCGAUCGGAAUGCCUGGAAACUUCCUUCGGCGCCAGCGUGACGAUGAAUCCGAAUCUCCAUCCACGCGGUCCAACGCCCCACCCGUUCGACGACGGAAGAAGAAGCAUCGCAAGCAUCACGACGCGGGUGGCCCCAUUACCGAGACUGCCAUCACUCCUCGACGUCGUCUUGAGCAAGCCCCAGACGAAGAAAAGAAAGAACUGGAGGAAAGAGACCAGGCUGAGCGCGGCGCUUCGCCUCCUAAUGCCGAGCGUGACCAUUUCGGUCGGGAGCCGGAGAUCGAAGUGUAUCAGGAGGGCAAAGACCUGAUCAUUGAAGAUGAAGAAGGCAACGUGCUUAAAACCGAAGAUACCUCCAAACUUACAGCCGAGGAGAAGGAACGGAUUAUCGAGGAGCAACGAGCCAGGCUCGAGCAAGACCGCACCGGCUCCCUUGCACCGUCUCAAAGCAAACCCCACGAAGGGAAGACCGAGGGCGACAAAAAGGCGCGGAGCCGAUGGGCCGCCUGGACUGGCUACGGAACGACCUGGGGCAAGGACAAGCAACCCGACGAAAAGCCUCCUGCCGAGCCUGCUCCCAAAGCCAAGCCUAAGUCUGCUCACGCUUACCAAUUCGGUAAUACCAUCAUUGUCGAAGACGAGGAUGGAGAAGUCAUCAAGAAGUUCUCUAUUCCUGCCAGUGAGAAGCCAAGCAAACAAUCCAAACAAUCCAAGUCCGAAAGCGAAGCGGGGCCUUCGUCAUCCCAGAACCCACCGCGACGACGGGGCCUGGGCCGCAUGGGAACUUGGCUCGGUAAGGAAGAAGAAGGCCAGUCAUCUCAGACGAAGCAGAAGCCUGCUUCUCGUGUGGACACCGACGACUGGGCCACGGACGAUGGGCUGCGAUUCACCCUGGCAAAUAGCACCGACGUUGACUCGCAUGGUAUUGGCCACAAGGGCCGCCGUAUGAACAAGCACGAGUUCUUCCAGCAAAUCAAGGGCAUGGACGCGAAAUCUCGUCGUGACGUCGUUCAACAAACCGACGCUCCUGCCCCAGUGCAGGCAGCAGCCAGGGAGGAUGUCAAACGUGAAGAACAUACCGAGCGCCGUCUAUCAGCCGCCGCUGCCAGCGCUACCGCAGGCACUAUCCCUGAAGACGGGGAAGUGGAGUCCGAGUCCGUCUCCGAUAGCCAGCUCAGUAGUGAGGAAGAGUCUGGCACUGACCGCGAAUAUGCUCCUCCAAACGUCGCGUCCUCGGUUGCCAAACUCACCCGCGGCUCUGCUGCCCAUGAGCGUCGCAGCAAUCUCAGCCCCGCACCCCGUGCCCGCGCUCGCCGUGACUCCGAAGACGAUGGAACUGAGCGUGUUCCCCCUUCCCGCCUCCGCCAAGCUGCUGGCCUCGGAGCUGCACCCAAGCAGCGUGAAGACGACACUGGCGAAACCCCCGCCGAACGACGUCGUCGUCUCGCUGCCCUGGGCGAGAUCCGAAGCGACUCGGAAUACGCGUCCGAUGACGACGAGGAGGCGAUCGAAUCUGAUAGCGAAGAUGACGGCGAGCCUCGUCAAGUCGCCAACAAGGUGCAAUUCGCAGAUGCCAUGCGGCCAUCAGAGAGCAAGUCGAGCCCUGAAGCACAAUCCUCUGGCUCUGGCUCUGGCUCAGGCUCAGGUUCAGGCUUCAACCGUGGUCACAAACCCCGCGUCUCCUGGGGAGGCGAGAAGGGACGCGAUAAAUAA
Messenger RNA from Penicillium chermesinum, 3213 nucleotides. RefSeq names its product Na+/H+ antiporter Nha1. Gene Ontology annotation, cellular component: plasma membrane. Lineage: Eukaryota; Fungi; Ascomycota; Eurotiomycetes; Eurotiales; Aspergillaceae. The record is from RefSeq and is a predicted model, not a curated record. The coding region runs from base 1 to 3213 and encodes 1070 amino acids. Gene Ontology annotation, molecular function: sodium:proton antiporter activity. Gene Ontology annotation, biological process: sodium ion export across plasma membrane; proton export across plasma membrane; intracellular potassium ion homeostasis. The transcript has 2 exons.